This is a messenger RNA of Zychaea mexicana, 1662 nucleotides long. RefSeq names its product malate synthase A. Gene Ontology annotation, cellular component: cytoplasm; peroxisomal matrix. The record is from RefSeq and is a predicted model, not a curated record. Gene Ontology annotation, molecular function: malate synthase activity. The coding region runs from base 1 to 1662 and encodes 553 amino acids. The transcript is spliced from 5 exons. Lineage: Eukaryota; Fungi; Mucoromycota; Mucoromycetes; Mucorales; Lichtheimiaceae. Gene Ontology annotation, biological process: glyoxylate cycle.
AUGACUCUAUUCAACAACAACGUACCUGGUGUCUCUGUCUUGGGCACUGUUUCUACCAAGGAAGAAGCCGCCAUCCUAUCACCCGAAGCUCUGCAGUUCGUGGCAACAUUGCACCGUCAGUUCAACCAAACUCGCAAGUCCUUGCUGGUCAAGCGUGCUGAGCGUCAGUUGGCUAUUGAUCAAGGCGAGCUGCCCGACUUUUUAUCGGAAACCGCUUCCAUCCGUCAAGAUCCCAACUGGAAGGGUGCCUCUCUUGCUCCCGGUCUUGAAGAUCGCCGUGUGGAAAUUACUGGUCCAGUCGACCGCAAGAUGGUGAUCAACGCCCUCAAUUCGGGUGCUUCCACGUUCAUGGCAGACUUUGAAGAUUCCAGCUCUCCCACUUGGGAAAACUGUCUCUCUGGUCAAGUUAACAUGUACGAUGCUAUCCGUCGCACAAUUACAUUCACUAACCCUGAUGGUAAAAAGUACGAGCUGCGCAAGGAUAGUCAAAUUGCCACUCUUCUCGUAAGACCAAGAGGAUGGCAUAUGGUUGAAAAGCACGUAAUCAUCGAUGGUGAGCCUGCUUCUGCCUCGAUUUUUGACUUUGGCAUCUACUUCUUCCACAACGCAAAGGAACUUAUUCAACUUGGGGCUGGUCCUUAUUACUAUUUGCCAAAGAUGGAAUCACAUUUGGAAGCUAGGCAAGGCUUGGUUACAACUAUUGUUUACCCUUUUUCCUUUAUACUGUGGAAUGAUAUCUUCAAUGCCGCACAAGAUGCUCUUUCUGUACCACGCGGCACCAUUCGCGGAACCGUUCUAAUUGAAACCAUCCUUGCUGCCUUUGAGAUGGAAGAAAUCAUUUAUGAGCUGCGACAGCACUCUGCAGGACUGAACUGCGGACGCUGGGAUUACAUUUUUAGCUUCAUUAAACGAUUCCGUGAGCAUCCUGAGUUCGUGCUGCCCGACCGCUCGCAGGUUACCAUGACCGUGCCCUUCAUGGAUGCCUAUGUCCGUCUUUUGAUCAAGACAUGCCACAAGCGUGGUGUCCAUGCCAUGGGUGGUAUGGCUGCGCAGAUCCCUAUCAAGAACAAUCCACGAGCUAACGAAGCUGCCAUGGCCAAGGUCACCGCCGAUAAGUUCCGUGAAGUGAAGGCUGGCCACGAUGGCACUUGGGUGUGCCAUCCAGCUUUGCUUAAGAUUGCCAUGGACGUCUUCAACGAACACAUGCCCAAAGCAAACCAGCUUGAAGUGACCCGUGAUGACGUUCAAGUCACUGCUGCCGACUUGUUGCAUAUUCCAUCUGGUACGAUUACUGAAGAAGGCAUUCGUGACAACCUUCGCGUUGGACUUCAAUAUAUGGAAGCUUGGAUUCGAGGUGUUGGAUGUGUUCCUUUGAACCACAUGAUGGAGGAUGCCGCGACAGCCGAAAUCUCUCGCUCACAGUUGUGGCAGUGGGCACGACACAAGGCAAAGACCGUCGAGGGCAUUGUCAUCACCCCAGAGCUCAACUUGAAACUGUUGGAUGAAGUAUGCGCACAAAUCAAAGAGGAAAUGGGUGGAGACAAAUACGCUGCAAGCAAGUUUGAGAUCGCAAAGAAGGCUUUUGCCACCAAUGUAACUGGUGAACAUUACGACGAGUUUUUAACAACCUUGCUCUACGAUGAUAUCGUCACUAUCGCUUAG